AUGAACUGCACUACGAACGUAAUUCAAGUGACAAACGUCUCUCCCAGCACCACAUCCGAACAGAUGAGAACGCUGUUCGGCUUUCUUGGCAAAAUUGAGGAACUCCGAUUAUUUCCGCCUGAUGACUCUCCCUUGCCCGUGACCUCACGUGUGUGUUUUGUAAAGUUCCUUGAAUCUGACUCGGUCGGCGUGUCCCAGCAUCUUACCAACACAGUCUUCGUGGACAGAGCCCUCAUAGUCGUCCCUUUUGCUGAAGGCGUCAUCCCCGACGAGGCCAAGGCGCUGUCUCUCCUCGCCCCCGCCAACGCCGUCGCUGGCCUACUGCCGGGCGGGGGCCUGCUGCCCACGCCUAACCCUCUGGCCUCGAUGGGGGGCAUGCCACUAGCUGCUCUGGGGGGGCCCAAUCUGGAUCCUGCUCUCGCAGCUUUGGGUAUGCCGGGAUCCAACAUGAACUCUCAGUCUCUGGCUGCUGACCAGCUCUUGAAGUUCAUGACCUCUGUGGACCCAAAGUUGAAUCAUGUGACCUCAGGCCUGAACCUCAAUCCUGGGUUGAAGGCGGACGCCUCCAAUAAGGAGAUCGAGGAGGCCAUGAAGCGUGUGAGAGAGGCCCAGUCCCUCAUCUCUGCUGCCAUUGAGCCUGGGAAUAAGAAAGACUCUAAGAGGAAGCGAUCACGCUCGCGCUCACGGUCGCGGUCCCGCCGCCGACGGUCCCGGUCUCGCUCCAGACACAGGCGCUCGCGUUCACGCUCGCGGUCCAGACGACGGUCGAAGAGCCCCCGCAGGAGGCGGUCCCGCUCCAAAGAGAGGGGUCGAGGGUCAGACAGCAAGUCCAGGGACAGAAAGAAGGAGGAAAAAGAAAAGAAGCGUUCCAGAACUCCGCCCAAGAGCUACAGCGCCACCCGCAGGUCACGUAGCAUAAGCAGGAGGCGCAGGAGGAGUCGCACUGCCAGCAGGUCUCCCAGGAGGAAGCCGUCCAGGUCGCCGUCCCCGAGGAGGCACAAAAAGGAGAAAAAGAAGGAGAGAGAGAGGGAGAAGGACCGCGAGCGCAACAGAGAGGAGGAGCGAGAACACCCUACCAGCAAGAAGAAGAACAAAGACAAGGACAGGGAGAGAGAGAGGGAAAGGGAGAGGGAGAGGAAGUCUGACGAGAAGAGCGAAAAGCGCUCAAAAUCCAGCCAGCUGCAGGCUGAGACACACAAAGCCGAAGUCAAUCAGGUGACUAGAGACUAUGAUGAGGAGGAGCAGGGCUACGACAGCGAGAAGGAGAGGGAGGAGAAGAGAGACUCGGACUCCGCCCCCUCACCCCCGCCCCCUCCCCCUCCCGCUGAGAAGGGCUCCGGUGAGAAUGUGAAGGGGUCGAAGGUCAAUGGCGAUGACCACCACGAGGAAGACAUGGACAUGAGCGACUGACCCCAAGUCCCUGGGGGUGUGCCUCUCGGCUGACCCUCGCACUCUCCCUCCUGGGGGAGGCGUGUCCCCUGCCCCUCUGUGGGUGUGUCCUGGGGAUUGUCCACGCCCAGUCCUCCAGCUUUUAUAUGGGUUUUUCCUUUAGAUUUUUGUUGUUUUUGUUUUUUAAAUGAGCAGCAGGACUGUUGGCCUGUUGGUUCCCCAGCAGCAGGCGGAGAGCCUGUGGGCUGAGCCUCCCGUCUUAACCCCGGAGCCCGGCAAGCUAACCCCGCCCCCCAACCCCCCCCCCCUCGGCCUGGCCGCAGCCCUCCUCCCCCCCCAUUUCGGGAGAGACCUGUGCGCUGUACGCCUGUGAGAUUCCAGCUCCCCUCCCUUUCUUUCUUCACUCUCGUAUUUGUAAAUGAACUAAGUGAAAUAAAGGUUAGGACGUGACGGCGAGGUUCUUAACACA
Anguilla anguilla (European eel) is the source of this 1858-nucleotide messenger RNA. Its product is annotated as serine/arginine-rich splicing factor 11-like. The coding region runs from base 1 to 1410 and encodes 469 amino acids. Gene Ontology annotation, cellular component: nucleoplasm. The transcript is spliced from 13 exons. NCBI's taxonomy places the organism in Eukaryota, Metazoa, Chordata, Actinopteri, Anguilliformes, Anguillidae. Gene Ontology annotation, molecular function: RNA binding. The record is from RefSeq and is a predicted model, not a curated record. Gene Ontology annotation, biological process: RNA splicing.